Molecule: messenger RNA, 789 nt
Organism: Cladophialophora psammophila CBS 110553
Lineage: Eukaryota; Fungi; Ascomycota; Eurotiomycetes; Chaetothyriales; Herpotrichiellaceae
Exons: 4
Coding region: 1-789 (262 amino acids)
Molecular function (GO): oxidoreductase activity
Source: RefSeq, a predicted model, not a curated record
AUGGCUUGGAAGCUUGACGGAAAGCUUGCGAUUGUAACCGGCUGCGCAUCUGGCAUCGGCCUGACGACAACGAGACUUUACCUUGAAGCGGGCGCAACGGUCUUCGGCAUCGACAUCUCAACUUUUCCUGAACCAUCUCCAAUCCCCAGAGCUCUCUGUGACAACUUCCAUUUCCAUAAGGCCGAUCUGACAGCCCCUGGCGCCUGCGAUGACUCGGUCGCGGCCUGUCUCUCGAAGACGGGAAAAAAGAUCGAUGUCCUGGCUAACGUUGCUGGCAUUAUGGACGCCUUUGAAGCAGUUCACAAAACCAAAGACACAACCUGGGAUAGGCUUAUAAGCGUGAACACCACGGUGCCAAUGAAGCUGAUGCGAGCGGUAUUGAAUGAAGGAGGUAUGCUCGAGCAGAAGUCAGGUCGAAUCAUUAACGUUGCUAGCAAAGCUGGCCUAAGUGGAGCUGCAGCAGGAUUUGCUUAUACCGCUAGCAAACAUGCCCUAAUCGGAAUGACCAAACAUGCGGCCUGGCGUUACCGCCACGAUGGAAUCCGCACCAAUGCGGUUUGCCCAGGGGGAGUCCCGACGAACAUCAAAGAUUCGAUCCACAAAGAGAAUUUCGACCAAGAGUCCUUGGAUACGCUCACGCCCUUCCAUCGGUUGAAUCACGCCCGAGAUGGCGGCCAAAGCAUCUCAACAGCCGACAUUGCAAACGUGAUCCUGUUUCUCUCUGUCGAAGCGUCCCGCAAUGUCAAUGGCGUAAUUGUCCCCGUGGACAAUGCCUGGAGCGCGUGUUGA